Molecule: messenger RNA, 334 nt
Organism: Racocetra fulgida
Lineage: Eukaryota; Fungi; Glomeromycota; Glomeromycetes; Diversisporales; Gigasporaceae
Source: the annotation of a GenBank genome assembly
AGAUCUAAAAGAACUAGACCUAGCGGUGGUGCAGGAACCCAUACACCUUCUUUUAGAGGUAGUUUUGACUCUAUUCUGGGUUUUACUGAAGACUCUAAUCAGGGUUUUACUGAAGACCCUAAUCCGGGUUUUACUGAAGACCCUAAUAUGAAAUCAGUACCAUCAACAAGUUAUUUACUAUCUGGUUCCAAUAGAGGAAAUGCACCUAAUCCUGGUACACAGGAGAAUCCUGCACCUAAUUCUGGUAUACAUAGUGAAUCAGUUUCAAAUCCUGAUUUACAAGGAGAACAUUCUCCUAAUCCUGAUAAACAAGGUGAAUCUGAACCUAAUCCUG